UUUCACGGGUUUGAACUCGUGUCUGUGGCACCUCGCCACUUCGCUGAAGCCGCCGGCUCUCUGACGGGGGAGCUGCGUUUAAAUGUGGAAAGUUUGGCAAAGCCAAGCGCCGUGACCAACUCCCCACCCACAAGGUGACUGUUGACUUCAAGAAGAUAUUGCCCGUUGGUAUUCUCUUAUCCAAGACGAGAUCUCCAUCAACAAGAUGGGCCUCUGGACAUUGCAUCGUCCAAAUCUAUUCCUCCUCUUGCUCGUGUCCACGAGGCUGGUGUUCACAAUACAGAAUACCGAAAUGGAACGGGCGAACGAAAUAAUGAGAAGCGCGCCAUUGAUCGAUGGCCACAAUGAUUUAGCGGUGCAGCUAAGAAUACACUUUAACAACAACCUGACUGCGGUUAAUCUGAAGACUCUGGCCAAGACCCAUACAAAUAUUAACAAACUAAAAGAAGGAAAUGUGGGAGUCCAGAUGUGGGCUGCGUAUGUGUUAUGUUCUGCCCAAAACAAGGAUGCAGUUCGCUUAACUCUGGAACAAAUAGAUGUCAUAAAGCGAAUGUGCAGGAAAUAUUCAGAAUUGAAGUUGGCCAAAUCUUCCAAAGACCUGACCACAGAUAAAAUAGCUUGUCUAAUCAGUGUUGAAGGAGGACACUCAAUUGACAGCAGCUUGGCGACCUUAAGAAUGUUUUAUGGACUCGGUGUUCGUUCUAUGUCUUUGACCCACAAUUGCCACACACCAUGGGCAAAAAGUGCAGUGGUUGGGCAUGGUAACAUUUAUGACUUAAGUACGAACUUAACACCAUUUGGUCAGGAGGUGGUUCUGGAGAUGAAUCGACUGGGGAUGAUCGUGGAUCUGUCGCACACCGACAUAAACACGGCAGAAACUGUGCUUCGCAUCUCCAAGGCUCCAGUUAUAUUCAGUCAUUCCUCAGCUUACGCCAUCUGCAAUCAUCCCAGGAAUGUUCCAGAUAAUAUUCUCAGUUUGAUCAAAGAGAAAGCAGGCCUGGUGAUGGUAAACUUUUACUCCAAUUUUAUAUCCUGUCAGGGGACGGCGGACAUUUCCAAAGUCGCAGAUCAUUUUGACCACAUCAAGAAGAUCGCUGGAUACGAGUCGAUUGGAAUAGGAGGGGACUAUGAUGGCGUCGCUAGCUUUCCCCAAGGUCUUGAAGACGUGUCAAAAUAUCCUGCACUCAUUGCGGAAUUGCUGAAGCGGAAAUGGCAGGACGAAGAAAUAAAAGCUGUAUUGCGAAACAACUUUCUCCGAGUCUUUCAGAGAGUUGAAGAGGUCAAACAGGAACUGAAGUACUUGUCGCCCAGUGAAAAGGAGAUCCCCUCCAAGGAAGCUGAUAACGACUGCCGCUUGAAUCUCCGGAACCUUUUCCCAUCGAAAAACACGUCACAAAGCAGCUCAGCGCAUCCUGCUUUCACCAUCAUAUCCAUCAUCAUCAGCUCCAUCAUGUGCACCAUCUGAACCGAACAGCUGAAAGUUUGACAACACAUCACCUCCAAACAGUAGCGUGGAAGUGUGAGAUGGGCCGAGAUUUUUUUUUGUUCUGGCAAGGGUAAGGUAGACCUCUCACUAACGUGAAACGCAUGCCUUAAAUUCACCUAUUAUUCAAUUCCACAAAGAAGAUGAGGACUUUUAAGAACACAGCAAACUUAUUCCUUGUACCGUGUGCUGGGUGGUCUCACAGUGCUGAGUUGCUUAGACUGGAUAAACUUAAAUUAUGACAUUUAAAAAAAAAAAAAAAUGCAAAUGCUGGAAGUAAAAUAAAAACAGAAAAUGUUGAAAACAUUCUGUAGGUCAGGAGGCGUCUCGGGACAAUGUGGGAUAAAGUCACAGUUUCAUUUUAUGAAGGCGAGUCUUUUCCCCAAACGUCAUCUCCGCUUCUCUUUCGGAAGCUGGGUCCCGACCUGAAACAUCACCCUCCAUUCCCACCACAAAACCUGCCUGACCCAGCACUUUGUCUUUGUAUUUUACUCAAGAUUUCGACAUCUGCAGUUUUUCGCCAUCUCAGCUUUUCUUUCGGCAGGUAGUGCCUGCCCCGCUGAGGGAUUUCCCAGCAUUUAGUGGACAAUCUACUGGUGGCCAAACUAGUCGGCACUAUUGCAACAACUCGACAUAGCCUCGUUAUAUCUUGUCAAGGCCAGACCUUCUCCCACCCUCUCAACCUCACUGCACAAUGAAAAAACCUGCACGCCUAUUGUAGGCAAUGUUCUUGGCCAAUCUGUCCAGUUUCUUCUGACUUUUCUUCCUCUGCCUGUCCAUCCAUAAACACACUCCUGCAGCUGCUCCCAUUAUUCCAGCAUCCAUUCAUUCAUUGCCACAAUCCACUGUAACUGUAAUACUCUGCAAGGGACACAAAGUGCUGGAGUAACUCAGUGGGUCAGACAACAUCCGUUGAGAACAUGAAUGGGUGACAUCGCGGGUCGGGACUGAAAAAACGUCCAGACCUGAAAAACAUCACCUAUUCAUCAUCGCCAGAGUUGCUGCCUGACCCGGCAUUACUCCAGCAUUUUGUGUCUUUUAUUUGUAAACCUGUCCCUGCAGUUCUCAAUACUCUGGAAGGGACUUGCUUGUAGCAUGUUCCUUUGUAAGAAGUACACUGGCACACCUAAUAACACAGUUGUGUGAAUCUCAUAUCUGAAGGUCGUACUCGACAACUGACUUUCACAAAUGGGUUGAGGGCGAUUCACAAUGUUAUUUUAUUGCCAAAUGUGAGUUGUAACCAUUUCUAUGGUGGUCGAUGCUUAGGUGACAAUAACUAACACAAAAAUGUGAAGCUGUAACCCAUGUUUAGGAAGGAGGGGCAGAUGCUGGUUUAAACCGAAGAUCGACACAAAAUGCUGGAGAGAUAUUUCUCUCGUUUCCCUUUCCCCUUCUUCUUGCGUAUGGCGUGCACAGCCUAAAGUUGUAAGACAACUUGUUCUGUUUGAUCUUCUGUUUGUGCACGCUAAGUUGAUUGCAUUCGUUGAAACAGGGUGGACCACGUGAAGGUUGCAAUCUCCCACCCCCCAUUCCCCUGACUAGUCAGAAGAAAGGACUUGACCCGAAACGUCACCCAUUCUUUCUCUCCAGAGAUGUUGCCUGUCCCAUUGAGUUACUCCAGCAUUGUGUGUCUAUUUUAAGCUGUAACCCAUUGUCUCUUCACAAAGAGUUAACUCGUUACACCUUCAGUAUCAUUUUUGCUGACCAAAGAAACAAAUAUAUUUUGCAGCAUAUUAAAAAUAGAUAAUCUCUUCUUAAUUGGGUCUUGGGGCCUUUAUUCUGUCACAUUCCAAGAAAUAUGUAAAUUAGCUGUUGAAAACAGUAAAUUCCAGAAUAAUUCUGCAUUUCAAUUUUUACCAGUGAACUGUUUGAAUAUUGACAUCUUUAAAUACAUUUCAACUUUACACAAAUGGUCUAGAUUUAAUUAACUCAUUUGGUAUUUUUUCCUGUUUUCAAUAACAACUUUAGUUUACGUUAGUUUGUUAUUCUUACGUGUACCGAGGUACAGUGAAAAUCUUUUGUUUGCGUGCUAUCCAGUCAGAGAAAAGACUUUACAUGAAUAUACAAUCAAGCUGUCCACAGUGCACAGAUGAAGAAUGAAGUGUACAGCAUUUAGUACAAAGAUAUGGCACAGCCUUAGAGUUGUUGACUUGCAGCCCCAGAGACCCGGGUUCGAUCCUGACCACAGGUGCUGUCUGUCCGAAGUUUGUACACUCCUCCCGCGACUGCUUGGGUUUUCCCUGGGUGCUCCGCUUACCUCCCACACUCCAAAGAUCUACGUUGUCCCUCGUGUGUAGGGUAGUGCUAGUAUAUGGGGAUCCCUGUCGGCGCAGACUCGAUGGGCCGAACGGCCCGUUUCUGCACCGUAUCUCUAAACUAUAAAUAGAAUAGAUUCGUUUUUUUCUAAACUAAACAUACCAUUGAAGUCCGAUUAAAUAUAGUAUAGGUCUGCAAUGAGCUAGAUGGGAGUUCAGAACCACACUCUAGCCGAUGAGAGGGCCAUUCAGUUGCUUGACAACAGUACAACAUACAAAGCCAAUGCUAUUUUUUUACAUGGAAUAACUUCACACUCGCCAUUAAAGAUAUCGAUAACUGACAGUCAAAGAUGCUCAUCUUUUCACUCUUAACUUAUUUCUUAAAUGCACUUCAACCAAUUUUCUUCUUCCGUCCUUACGAAACACUCGGCUUUUAUUUCAAAUUGCAAUACAGCUCUUUGAAGCAGAAUCAAAUCCAUCCUCACCAAUAGCCCUGUGUGACAGGACAGCAUUUCUACGAGAUUUGCAGAGAGGAUAGCAACAGGGCCACAAAAUAUUCAGGAUUCCAUCAGUGACAAUAUCUAUCAUUCCAUUUUUUUUAGACAAGGGAGGUCAAUAAAAUAGAAUUCAAUAUAAUACACUAUUGGUUUAACAUGCAAUAUAGAUGCAAAGUUGAGAUUUGUUGCCUUAUUGGAAACAAAAAUGAAAGAGUCAGUCAAAUGUUCUGUUGUCUAUUAUUCUGUGUGUUCCUGGACUUGCUGCCCUGCAGUAAUAUUGUUUCCCUUGUAUAAUAGCAAUCGUGAAAAUAUGUACUGUGACCUCAUUUUCACUUUCUUUCAUGGUUUUGAAGCUUGUCUAAUAUUUCUUACAUUUGCCACAAUAAAAAAAAAAUUGCAAGAAUGGGUGUCUCGGCAACUUCAUUUCUUGUAAAAGUGUCAAGUGAUUGUGUUUAAGAUCAAUUUUUCAAAUAAUCACACAUGAUGUGCGGUCCGUUUAUGAAAUGUUUAAUGUGACUGAUGAGGAUAGGGCAGUGGGCUAUGUGGAUUUCAGUAAGGCAGUUACACAGAGUCGUUUACCCAGAGUAGGGGGAACAAGAACCAGAGGACAAAGGUUUAGUCAAGUCAAGAGUGUUUUAUUGUUGUAUGUCCCAGAUAGAACAAUGAAAUUCUUACUUGCAGCAGCACAACAGAAUAUGUAAACCUCAUACACUGUAAACAAUAAAAUAAACAAGAGAGGAAAAAAAAGUUCAGUGUGUGCAAAUACACACAAAUAUAAAUCAAUAAGGCGAGAAGGGAAAGAUUUAAUAGGAAACUGAGGGGCAACUUUUUCACACAGAGGGUGCUGAGUAUCUAUAACGAAGGAGCUAGAUGAGGCGUUUAACAUUUAAAAAACAAUUGGACAAGUACAUAGAUAAGAAAGGUUUAGAAGGCCAUAUGUGGACAGCUGGGACAAGUAUAGAUGGGGCAUCUUGGUCAGCAUGGGCAAGUUGGGCUGAAGGGCCUGUUCCCAUGUGGUAUGAUCCUUUGACUAUAAAAUUGAUCCAGAAGAUCCAGGUGGUUUGGUAGUUUGGAUUGAGAACUGGAUUACCCAUAGACGACAGAGGGUAGUCAUUAUGGCCGGAGGUCCAUGACCAGUGUCGUUCUGCAUGGAUUUAUGCUUGCACCUAUGCUGUUUACAAUGCAUAUAAAUGACAUGAUUAAAAAUGCAGAAAGGUUUGUUGGAAAGAUUGCAAAUGGCACAAAAUUUAGUGGCGUUGUCAAAUGAGACAGCAGGAUAUAGAUAUAGAUCAGCUGCAGAAAUGGGCAGAGCAAAGGCAGAUGGACAUUA
Messenger RNA from Leucoraja erinaceus (little skate), 5565 nucleotides. RefSeq names its product dipeptidase 2 (gene dpep2). Bases 206 to 1465 code for a protein of 419 amino acids. Gene Ontology annotation, biological process: proteolysis. Gene Ontology annotation, molecular function: metallodipeptidase activity. The transcript has 11 exons. The record is from RefSeq and is a predicted model, not a curated record. NCBI's taxonomy places the organism in Eukaryota, Metazoa, Chordata, Chondrichthyes, Rajiformes, Rajidae.